AUGGAUGCCUACCUCAAGAUAGUACAUGGAUUAGCCGCAAAGUUCGACUUCUUCGAACUCGUCAAAGUUCCCAGAGGAGAAAACGUCUGCGCCGACGCCCUUGCAGCCCUUGGAAGCAAGCUUCAUGACCAAGUUAAACGAACUAUUCCAAUACACCGCAUUGAGAAGCCGAGCAUCAAUAUCUCGACGGACCAAACCGCCAUCAUAGCCCCAGUCACCGAAACCGACACUCUCGUUACUGAUGAGUUCGGCCCCGACAUGCGAACUGAGUCAACCGAGAAAUGGGCAGCCCGCCGACUAAAAACGCGCAGUGCCCAUUAUGUUGUCCUAGACAACGAACUCCAUCGAUGGACUGUGAGUAAAGUACUACUCAAAUGUAUCCACGGCGAAGAAGCGGUCAGGGUUGUGGUCGAAACACACGAAGGCGCCGGAGGUAACCAUUCGGGCGGACGCGCAUUAGCAAUCAAAGUGAGAAGCCUGGGUUUUUUCUGGCCGACGAUGAACGCAGAUUGCGAGUCCUACGCCAGAAGCUGCGACAAGUGCCAACGGCACGCACCAAGCAUCCAUUGUCCAACUGAAAUGUUACGAACGACAGUCGCACCGUACCCAUUCAUGCGAUGGGCAAUGGAUAUCAUAGGACCUCGAAGAAACGGUCAGGGUUAUGGCCGAAACACAGGAAGGCGCUGGAGGAAACCAUUCGGGCGGACGCGCAUUAGCAAUCAAAGUGAGAAGCCUGGGCUUUUUCUAGCCGACGAUGAACGCAGAUUACGAGUCCUACGCCAGAAGCUGCGACAAGUGCCAACGACAUGCACCAAGCAUCCAUUGUCCAACUGA
Molecule: messenger RNA, 834 nt
Organism: Brassica oleracea var. oleracea
Lineage: Eukaryota; Viridiplantae; Streptophyta; Magnoliopsida; Brassicales; Brassicaceae
Exons: 1
Coding region: 1-834 (277 amino acids)
Source: RefSeq, a predicted model, not a curated record